This is a messenger RNA of Quercus robur (English oak), 558 nucleotides long. RefSeq lists its product as uncharacterized. NCBI's taxonomy places the organism in Eukaryota, Viridiplantae, Streptophyta, Magnoliopsida, Fagales, Fagaceae. The record is from RefSeq and is a predicted model, not a curated record. The transcript has a single exon. Bases 1 to 558 code for a protein of 185 amino acids.
AUGGAUGAUGACAAAGGGUCUAAUGAUGAGGUAGAAACUCUUCGAGAGGGAUUCGCUGCUGUCAGGUUGUCGAAAGAUUUCAAACAGCAAAUCUGGAACUCCUGGGCUAGAGUGCUCAUAGUUAAGGUUUAUGGGAGAGACGUGGGUUUUAGCUUUCUUCAAGCAAAGCUGUUAUCCUUGUGGAAACCAACAGGGAGGCUGGAUUGUGUUGGGUUAGGAUAUGGUUUUUUCUUAGUCAGACUAUCACUGAGGGAAGAUUAUGAGAAUGUUCUUAAGAAAGGGCCAUGGUUCGUGAGUGGAUACUUCCUCUCAAUCAGAUCGUGGGAACCAAAUUUCAAACUAGAGUUGGCCAGCAUGUCUUCCGUCGCAGUCUGGGUAAGGUUGAAUCAGUUACCAAUCGAAUAUUACAAUGCCGAGGCUCUCCUUCAGAUAGGAAGGUCCAUUGGAAACGUGCUAAGAAUUGACACACAAACGACAAAGGAGUCUAGAGCAAGGUUUGCUCGAUUGUGUGUGCAAAUAGAUGUUGACAAACCUCUCAUCACGACUGUUAGGUUCUAA